UUGCAUUGGAGUGCUCUAUUUGUACUCUUGUUUUUGUCUUCUCAUGGCCAAGACGCAGUUUUUCUCUCUUCACUGGUACCCAUUCAACCCCCAACUGCUCAUUCUAAGCAUAAAAGAAGCGGCAGACGAUUAAAGAGCAGAAAGGAAACUGAGGUGGACAAACAAAAUGGUGGAUCGUCUUCUAGGGAUUCUAAAGGUGCGGGUUUUGAGAGGUGUAGACCUCGCCGUGCGCGACUUUCUCCAAAGCAGCGAUCCCUACGUUAUUCUUCGCAUGGGGAAGCAGAAGCUAAAGACUCGAGUAAUAUCGAGAAGUGUGAAUCCAGAAUGGAAUGAAGAAUUGACACUUACUGUAGAAAAUCCCUCUCUUCCAAUCAAGUUGGAAGUGUAUGACAAGGACACAUUCAGCUUCGACGAUCCGAUGGGCAAGGCGGAGUUCGACAUACGAACACUUUUUGAAGUAGUUAAAAUGAACUUGGAAGGCCUCCCUGAUGGCUGUGUCAUAACUAAAUUGAUGCCGAACAGACAAAACUGUCUAGCUGAGGAGAGUGUUAUCCGCUUGGAGAAUGGGAGUGUUUUACAGGACAUGUUUCUGAGGCUCAGGAAGGUGGAGUGCGGCGAAAUUGAGCUGCAGUUGAAGUGGAUGAACAUUCCAAAUGGAAGAUCUGCGAGUCUUCAGGAUUAUCUAUGAUUUGCAAAGUAGAGUUCAGAUUUACAAUGAAUCCUUACAUGUCUUCUCUUGAGGUUAGCCUGCAACUGAUAUUCAAUACGAAUGUUUAUAGGAAAUAAAAUUUUGUAAUUUUGGUUUAUGAUUAGUACAAACAUUUUACUUGUUAGAACUGUGUAAGAAAAUAGUUUGGAUCUGGCACUUCACAUCAGAUCACAGGCAACAUUUCAAAUUUUGAUGUAUGGGCAGUUCCUGAGAAGGUUUUUCUGUGUA
This is a messenger RNA of Dendrobium catenatum, 937 nucleotides long. Its product is annotated as GTPase activating protein 1. NCBI's taxonomy places the organism in Eukaryota, Viridiplantae, Streptophyta, Magnoliopsida, Asparagales, Orchidaceae. The transcript is spliced from 3 exons. The coding region runs from base 167 to 688 and encodes 173 amino acids. The record is from RefSeq and is a predicted model, not a curated record.